AUGAUGAACGCCAUGCGCGAGACCGCCUCCCCAGAGCCCGAGGCCGGAAGGAGAUCGACGAGCGUUGACCUACUCUCCUCGGGGACCCUGGUGCCAACCAUGUUCGGCGCGCCGCCGCCGCCGCCAUCGUCUACGACGAUAUCGCCGUCGGCGUCCCUGGAGGCACCGCCGGCGGGCACGGCGGCAGCGGUGCCGGCGACGACGGGAGCUUCCGCCGCGGCGACGCCCCCGACGCCGCCACCACUGCCGCCGCGCCCGGCGGCGGCGAUGCAGGGUCCCGCGAGCGCCGCCGUCGCGACGCCACAGUGGCCGUGGCUGUUGCCUGACCGGGAUGCGGCUGCUGAUGCGGCAGAAGCGGCGGGCAACGGGACCGAUCUUUUGCUCUCGUUCUCGCCCGCGGGGUCUCCGAGCAGGAGCCCGAUCGAACGAGGGAUGGCGGUCUCGGCGGUGUUGGCAUCGGUGUCGCCGUCGGCGGCUCCUUCCUCGCACGGAAGGGGAUCGUCGACGCCACCUCAGUUGAGGGUACAGGAACAGCAGCAGAUGACGAGGGGCUCGUUCUCGAUACGAGAGGCGAUGUUCGUGAGCGCCGCGGCGGCAGCACCAGCAACUUCGCCCGCCCGGGGCCCCGAGCGUGAGUUCUCGUUUUCGAGCCGGGACGCCGCGCGUCUGCCUUCGAUCGGCGGCACUCACCCCGGAUACCUCGCCGCGGCAGAAGCGGCGGGGGCUGCAGCGGCCGCGGUGGAAGCCGGAGAAGCAGCGGCGGCGGGAGCGCAGGCGGCGGGGGAGGCUGCCACGGUGUCAGACUUCGCAUCUGGCGGCGGGCGCGGGCGCGCGGGGGGGGAAUCUCCGCGGCCUCGCCUGCACGGACGGCUGGACGCGACAUCGGCGGCGGCGGCGGCCGAACGCCCGCGAGCGGUAACCGCUCGGGGCGUGUCGCAGGAGGAGUCUCUCACUGCGGAGCAGGCGCAGGCGAUCAUCGACGCGGCGGACAUGGCGGCAGCUGAAGCGGUAGUCGCGGCUGUCGAGGCCCAAGAGGCGAUCGCCGUCGCCGCGGCCACGUCACCGUCGAGGACGGCGCCGGGUAUUGUGGUUUCGGCGACGGCGGCGGGGACGGGGACGGGGAUUGCGGCGGCGGCGACGGUUUCGCAGCCGGAGUCCGCCGUGCGGCGCAUCUUGCGGAACGAGGCCGGCGACGACGGGGACGAUGCGACGGCGGUGUCGGCGCCACCAGCGAUAAGACGCGUGCAAGCGCCACCUCCGCAGCUAGCGGCGGCGAUCCCUAGCGGCGGCGGCGGCGGUGGCAGCGGUGGAGCGAUCAUGUCGGAGGAGGAAGAAGUGGCGGCGGCAGUGGCGGCGGUGGCGGAGCUGGAGGCGAGGGACCGCCUGAAUUCAGGCUCAGUGAACGUCGAAGUGGCAGGCCCGGUCGUCCAGCGGGGACGGGCGAACAGCGGCGCGGGAGGAGCCGGAACGUUGAGGUGCGCCCUGUGCAUGUCGACCAACGUGUCAGCCGUGCAUCCUCCUGGCGGCAACACCCGUCGGAACGGCAACAGCAGCAGCAGCGACAAGAACUGCCGCAACUGCUGGAGAGUCGUGUGCGACGACUGCAUCGGGACGUUCUGGGCCAGAAACAUGGUGCCGCCUCGCUACGCCUCGGAAGGUGACGGUUUCAGGAUGCGGGUUUGCAAGACCUGCAACGCGGCGAUGGAGGCGUUCCGGACGGCGCUCCUCCUGGGGCGGGCGGAGGACGCCAUGUCCGCCUAUAGCACCGGCUGCGUUAACCUCGACCGCCCGUACACCGUCUUCCACGGCGAGCUUCCCGUCCACUGCGCUGCAGCGGGUGGCAACGUGGGCCUCCUGUCCUGGCUGGUUGAGGAGCUGGGCUGCUCGAUCUUCACGGACAGCGACAAGAAGGUGCCAAUAAGGGACCUGAGGUCGCUGACCGUUCUCGGCGCCGCGGCGGUGAACGGGCAGGUGCAGGCCAUGCGCUACCUGGUGAACCAGCAGGGCUGCUCCGUCUUGGAGAUCAAGCACCUGCCGACGCUGAAGAUAGCUCUGGACGCUUGUCUACAUGGCUCCGCCAAGACAAGGGUGACCCUCGAGUUACAAUCUGGCGACUAUGUCGUUGGUAGGUAGUGUUCAGUUUUUUGUUGCUGUGGUCGUGGUGGUUUCGCCGUCGCUGUCGCAUGAUGCAGCAUGUGUGAGCCUAGGUAUUGCCUUUAAUUCCGUACAGACCUACCUGGCGAGGCUUCCGUAGAGCAGCAGGCGAACAUUUCCACGGAAUCGAAAGCGAAAUGAACAGAUGUGCUUGAGUUGCACUCACAUCUUGCGUCAUACGAAAGGUCUUAUGAUUCCACAGGCUACCUGCAGAGCACGGUCUUGGAAGGAGAAGAUGUUUUGUGACGGAAAUCGAAGCAGGAUGGUACUAUUGCCUCAUCCACCCAAAAAUUGUGUCAGGGCAAACAAUAUGUACCUUGUCGAGUAAGAGGGCCCGCGAGCGAAAGAGAGAUAGGCGAAGAAAUCGGCAGAUUGAAUGAAUUUUGUAGGAGCUAGCCGCCGCGUCUGCUUUGGUUGGUCCGUGGUGCACAUAUCCUAUGUGACCCCGGUUCGGUCGUCUAGCUAGUAGAAGUGGAGGAUGGAGGCCAGAGGGGCAGACGACAGAGGGAGAAUAUCUAUGUAUAUAUAUUUGUAUCUGGCCGCUCUGCCAUGACAACACGAAAGGCCACGACGAAACGGAAUUGGCAACGCUUUAGCAUUGCAGUGGCUGCCCUUUCACCGUUUGUAUUCAUUCGUCCGCCUUGUUCGUGGUGUAACCUGCGGCAUGAUCUCUCGAUGGAUCGGGUCAGGGAAUACAUUAUAUCGGUCGGACUGUUUUUUCUGCCUCGACUG
Molecule: messenger RNA, 2886 nt
Organism: Ectocarpus siliculosus
Lineage: Eukaryota; Phaeophyceae; Ectocarpales; Ectocarpaceae
Source: the annotation of a GenBank genome assembly